Molecule: messenger RNA, 1467 nt
Organism: Cinclus cinclus
Lineage: Eukaryota; Metazoa; Chordata; Aves; Passeriformes; Cinclidae
Gene: GPR37L1
Product: G protein-coupled receptor 37 like 1
Exons: 2
Coding region: 1-1467 (488 amino acids)
Biological process (GO): adenylate cyclase-inhibiting G protein-coupled receptor signaling pathway; positive regulation of MAPK cascade
Cellular component (GO): signaling receptor complex; plasma membrane
Molecular function (GO): G protein-coupled peptide receptor activity
Source: RefSeq, a predicted model, not a curated record
AUGCUUUCGCCAUCACUUCUGUUACUGCUGCUGCUGCUGCUGCUGGCCCCGGGGGCCGCGGGGAUGCGAGGCAGGGCUGGGACCGGCAGGACUCACCAUGGCCCGGCUGCCCGGGGCAUCCCGGAGGGGCAGGAGAGGAGGGAGAGGCAGCGCCGGGGCACGGAGGAGGACUCCAAGUCGGUGCAGCAGUACGUGCCGGGAGUGCGGGUGGAGUUCCCGCGGCCCCUCAACUCCGCCGGCCUGCACCCCACCAGGGCCCUGCUGCCAUCCAGCACGGACCCCUCGGAACAGCAGCCGGGGGUCCCCACGGACAGGGACAGGGCAGAGCCCCGAGCCAACCUCACCACCGUGUCCGACAAGCGGCUGCAGAUCCACAACCCCCUGUACCCGGUGACUGAGAGCUCCUACAGCGCCUACGCCGUGAUGUUCCUGUCCCUCAUCGUCUUCACCGUUGGCAUCAUCGGUAACCUCUCCGUGAUGUGCAUUGUGUGGCACAACUACUACAUGAAGAGUGCCUGGAACUCCAUCCUGGCCAGCCUGGCUUUCUGGGACUUCCUCAUCCUCUUCUUCUGCCUGCCUGUGGUCAUCUUCAACGAGAUCACCAAGAAGCGGCUGCUGGGGGACACGUCCUGUCGUAUUGUGCCCUUCAUGGAGGUAUCAUCACUGGGAGUCACCACCUUCAGCCUCUGUGCCCUGGGUAUCGACAGGUUCCACGCAGCCACCAGCCCGCAGGCCAGCACCCGGCCCAUCGAGCAGUGCCAGUCCAUCAUUGCCAAACUGGCCGUCAUCUGGGUGGGCUCCAUGACGCUGUCGGUGCCGGAGAUCCUGCUCUGGCAGCUGGUGCAGGACACGUCGCCCGUGUCCGGUGUGGUGACCGAGUAUUGCACCAUGAAGCCCUCGUCCAACCUGCCCGAGUCCAUCUACUCCCUGGUGCUCACCUACCAGAACGCUCGCAUGUGGUGGUACUUCGGCUGCUACUUCUGCCUGCCCAUCCUGUUCACCAUCAGCUGCCAGCUGGUGACCCGGCGCAUCCGCAGCACCGACAAGAAGAGCGAGUGCCGGGGCGGCAAGCACGGCCAGUGCGAGGGUCACCUGAACUGCACCAUCAUCGCCCUGACCGUCAUCUAUGGGCUCUGCACCACCCCCGAGAACGUCUGCAACCUCGUGGUGGCCUACAUGUCCCCCGACAUGUCCAAGCAGACCUUGGAUCUGCUCAACCUCAUCAACCAGUUCUUCCUGUUCUUCAAGUGCUCGGUGACGCCUGUCCUGCUCCUGUGUCUCUGUCGUCCCCUGGGCCAGGCCUUCAUGGACUGCUGCUGCUGCUGCUGUGAGGGCUGUGGCCCCGACACCACCUCCAGUGAGAGCAGUGCCGACAGCAAGCUCAAAACCGAGAUGUCCUCCUCCAUCUUCUUUGACAAACCCCGGGAGACUCCCCCACCCCUCCUGGCCCUCGGCACCCCAUGCUAA